Messenger RNA from Abrus precatorius (Indian licorice), 871 nucleotides. RefSeq lists its product as uncharacterized. Bases 334 to 552 code for a protein of 72 amino acids. The transcript has 4 exons. NCBI's taxonomy places the organism in Eukaryota, Viridiplantae, Streptophyta, Magnoliopsida, Fabales, Fabaceae. The record is from RefSeq and is a predicted model, not a curated record.
GCCGCCUUUUUCUGAUUCCAGACGCUUCUUCUAUUGUUCCCCAUUUCACAAUCUCUCACUUUAAUCCUUUUUCCGAUUUAGGUUUGCAAUUUGUACCCAAUUUUAUUUUAUUCUUCUAAUUCUCAGCUCUCGAUUUCUUGUUCUGAAACCCUAAUUUGUGUUCUGGUUCUCCUUUUAUUUCGCCAGAUAGAAAAAACAUAGGAUUAGAAAAAUAUAAAAUAGGGAUUAUCGAUAACUACGUGAAAAUUUCAAAACUUUUAGCUUAAACGUUUAAGGGUCCCUUUUUUUUUGGUAAUAUUUGAAUCGUUUACAGUUUGAAGUUGAGAAACAAACAUGGCCGGGGGUGCGAAUUUCAUGAACAGGGUUAUCUCGUACGUGGUGAAUGAGGUGGUUGUCAAUGGUCUUGCCAACAGCCCUGCAUUUCAGAGGUUUGCAGUGAGGACAUCAAAAAGAAUUGAAGAUAUUUCAAGCAAAGCUGUUCAGAAGAAGCAGGAGCUAGCUGAGCAGAUAAAGGACAUCUCCAAAAAUAUGGAGUCUUUCAAAAACCAGUAAUUUGGGUAUUCUUUUUCUACAUUGCUGAAGAUAUGAAGUCCAAACUCUCUUUGCCCAAGAUGUUUCAGGAGACAAGCCCGGAUGUAUGUAAAUUUCUUUUGUAAUAAUUUAUUUUGGUUCUUAUCUGGUAAUCUCAAAGUUGGGAUGGUAGUGGCUUCUUAGAUUUUGUUUGGUGAACUGAUAACAGGACUAGGAUAUUAGUCAUAUUUAUGACACUGAUACCAUGUCACAAAAUAUCAGUCUGCUUUUUAUUUGAAACCGUUGAAGACUGAUUAUUACAAAAUAAUACAAUUGUUAUAUUCACUUUACCCGUCUAGUG